This is a messenger RNA of Trichoplax adhaerens, 1098 nucleotides long. RefSeq lists its product as uncharacterized. The record is from RefSeq and is a predicted model, not a curated record. Gene Ontology annotation, cellular component: cytoplasm. Gene Ontology annotation, molecular function: GTPase activity; GTP binding. The coding region runs from base 1 to 1098 and encodes 365 amino acids. NCBI's taxonomy places the organism in Eukaryota, Metazoa, Placozoa, Uniplacotomia, Trichoplacea, Trichoplacidae. The transcript has 12 exons. Gene Ontology annotation, biological process: cytoplasmic translation.
AUGGGUAUUUUGGAAAGAAUUGCCGAUAUUGAAGCCGAGAUGGCCCGAACUCAGCGCAACAAAGCGACAGCACAUCAUCUUGGUGUGCUAAAAGCUCGACUGGCGAAAUUACGACAAGAGUUACUCACGCCUAAAGGUGGCGGCGGACCAGCAGGGGAAGGGUUUGACGUAGCUAAAACUGGCGAUGCUCGAAUCGGCUUUGUUGGAUUUCCAUCAGUUGGCAAGUCCACUUUAUUAUCUAAUUUGUCAGGCGUCUACUCUGAAGUGGCAGCUUAUGAAUUUACCACAUUAACUACUGUCCCUGCGGUCAUUCGAUACAAGGGUGCUAAAGUACAGUUAUUAGAUUUACCUGGGAUUAUCGAAGGUGCUAAGGAUGGAAAAGGCAGAGGAAGACAAGUUAUUGCUGUUGCUAGAACAUGUAGUCUGAUUUUGAUUGUACUGGACGUACUGAAGCCUCUCCAGCAUAAAAGAAUCAUAGAAAAGGAGUUAGAAGGUUUUGGAAUUAGGCUUAAUAAGACCUUGCCCAAUAUCUCUUUCCGAAAGAAAGAUAAGGGUGGAAUUAAUUUAACCUCGACUUGUAUUCAGUCCCAUUUAGACCUGGAUACAGUUAGGGCAAUUUUGGCCGAAUACAGAAUACCUAAUGCUGAUAUUACAUUACGCUGCGAUGCUACAGCUGACGAUUUAAUCGAUAUCGUUGAAGGCAAUAGAUCAUAUAUACCUUGUAUUUACGUUCUUAAUAAAAUUGAUCAAAUAUCCAUUGAAGAAUUGGACGUUCUUGCAAGUAUUCCUCAUUGUGUUCCGAUAUCAGCUCACCAUAAGUGGAAUUUUGACGAACUAUUAGAAAAAGUUUGGGAUUACCUACAACUCGUCAGGAUCUAUACCAAGCCCAAAGGUCAACUACCUGAUUAUUCAGCACCCGUUAUCUUAUCAACGAAUCAUCAUUCUAUUGAGGAUUUAUGUAAUGCGUUACACAAAGCUAUUUUGAAAGAGUUUAAACAUGCACUGGUCUAUGGUACUUCCGUAAAGUAUAAUCCACAGAAAGUUGGUAAAGAUCAUGAGCUUAAUGACGAAGAUGUGGUGCAAAUCUUUAAAAAGUAA